ACCAACCUUGGUUAAACUAACCGGCUAGUUAUUCCAACGGAAUUGACCAAUCGCAUUUGUCGUUAAUUAGAAUUGACAAACAUCAUUUGUUAAUUCCGAUGAAAUAACUAGCCGGUUAAAUCAACCGCAGUUGGUAGAAAGGGUAUUAGCAACUCUGCUUUGUAGACGCCGUUUUAAAAGUCUUUAGUUCGUCUCCGUGGCAGUUGGGUGUGAUUUUUGCAAACUACGAAUAUUUUUUGAUCGUGGGGACUGGCGUACGCGUUGUCCUUGUUUUUCUUUUACCUUCAUACUACUGGAAAAUGGCGUAUGGACAAAGCUGAAUGCAGUCCGGAGCCAUAUAUUGAACUGAACUGAAUUACGUGUGAGUAGCGUUGGAGUAUCUAUUGUAUGCACAGAGCCAUCUAUUGAAGAAGAAGAACUGAACUGAACGCCGUUUUAACCUCUAAAGAUCUUACCAUUUCCCGCUGAAUAUAAACUGUGUUUUGAAUAUUGUUGCUAUGCUCAGUCCGGAAACGUGGGAUUUUAAACCACCGCGACAUCAUUUUUCUGUAGUCAAGAGGGAUUAUAGAAAAGCAGAUGUACCUGCAAUGAUGAAGAAUCAUUACUUUAAUCAUUCGAUAUCUGUAGUUCUUCCUAAUAUGUUUACUGUUCCUGAAAAUUUAUUAAAUUCUCUAUCGGAAGAUACCGAUUACUAUCGAAUCAAUGCAUUGCGUACCUGUGAUUUACUAAAUAGAGAAUUUAUUGAAGCCUUUAUUAAAAAAGGGCAAUUUACUCUCCUAACUGUAGAAAACAAAAUAGAUUUGGAAAAUUCCAUUUGUGUAACUCCAACUGGAUACUUAAUAAUUUCUUUGAUAACUGAAGAUUAUCAAGCACUUGGAUUAGAGGGAAAAGCUUCUUCCUUUAGUCAUAAACCUCAUACACGUUAUAUUGUGACAAUCAAUUUAAAAGAUGAAUGUUUUAUUCCUACUAAAAAGAAUUAUGAGAGAGUUCGAAUAACUUUGGAAAAACGGUUCAAACAAAACUUUGAUGUAAUAAUAGCAUGGGAUCCACCAGAGACAAAUCUUUGCCCAUCAUCUGUGGCAGCAUGGUUUUCCACACAUGGUUAUAAUGUUUGUCUUUGUCAUCAAAUGUUUUCUCAAAGAACUGAAUAUUCAUUAAUGAUACCUACUCUUCAAGAUGGAUGCGACAUCGAUAAGUUCUUCGAAUGGCUUGGAAUUUUCAGCAUUGCUGGCGAUUUAUCCGACGAAACAGACGAUUACACAAACACAUAUAAGUAUCUUUCUCCUUCUAUAUAUGUUGGACAAGUACAGUAUCUACAAUGGACUGGGUUCUUUACACAAAAACAAGUGCAAGAAAUAUAUGAUGUUUUAAAAGAAUGUAUAUUAUCACAAAGUACUCUACUCUGGGUUAGUUUACAUGUACAGGGAUUUGCAGACAGUCCUGUUAGCUGGGACUUAAAAGAGCAUAUGUUUUUUAAUGAUGGAGACAAUAGUUACACGAUUAUAUUUCAACCUAAAGGUGAAUCUAUUGUACGAAGAAGUUUAUGUUCUAAUAACAAGCCAAGAACAUAACAAUAAAUUAAUUUUUUUAAC
Molecule: messenger RNA, 1592 nt
Organism: Harpegnathos saltator (Jerdon's jumping ant)
Lineage: Eukaryota; Metazoa; Arthropoda; Insecta; Hymenoptera; Formicidae
Product: ribonuclease P protein subunit p40
Exons: 6
Coding region: 498-1571 (357 amino acids)
Biological process (GO): tRNA 5'-leader removal; endonucleolytic cleavage in ITS1 to separate SSU-rRNA from 5.8S rRNA and LSU-rRNA from tricistronic rRNA transcript (SSU-rRNA, 5.8S rRNA, LSU-rRNA)
Cellular component (GO): ribonuclease MRP complex; multimeric ribonuclease P complex
Molecular function (GO): ribonuclease MRP activity; ribonuclease P activity
Source: RefSeq, a predicted model, not a curated record